Rhea pennata is the source of this 2026-nucleotide messenger RNA. It is a transcript of the gene TBKBP1, whose product is annotated as TBK1 binding protein 1. NCBI's taxonomy places the organism in Eukaryota, Metazoa, Chordata, Aves, Rheiformes, Rheidae. Bases 1 to 1830 code for a protein of 609 amino acids. The transcript has 9 exons. The record is from RefSeq and is a predicted model, not a curated record. Gene Ontology annotation, biological process: canonical NF-kappaB signal transduction. Gene Ontology annotation, cellular component: cytoplasm.
AUGGACUCCAUGUUCGAGGACGACAUCGGCAUCCUGACGCCGGAGGCGCUGGGGCAGGACGAGGACUGGCUCGACAGCCCCAACACCGACCUCUCGGGCGAGACGUGCUCGGCCUCCCACUUCGCCCUCAUCACGGCCUACGACGACAUCAAGAACCGCCUGACGGGGCUGGAGCGCGAGAACUCCACGCUCAAGCGGCGUCUCAAGGCGUACGAGGCGCAGUUCCCGCUCAUCGGCGAGUUCGGCGAGGAGCACGUCUUCUCCGUCUACGAGGCCAAGGAGACCUCGCUGCUCAAGAGCGAGAAGGCGUCGCUGCAGCAGCAGCUCAACCAGUUCCAGCACGAGCUGCAGAAGAGCAAAGAGCGGGAGGAGCAGCUGGACGAGAUGAUCCAGGCGUACGAGAAGCUCUGCAUGGAGAAGAGCGACCUGGAGUCGGAGCUGGGCGACAUGCGGGCGCUCGUGGAGACGCACCUGAGCCGCAUCCGGAGCCUGGAGCAGCAGCUGCGGCAGCGCGACGGCGGCUCCUUCGGCAGCCUCGGCGCCCCGCUGCAGGGCCAGGAGGUGCCGUUCCUGCCGCUGCACGGCAGCCCCGGCCUGAGCCACGUGCUGGAUUGCCCCGUGGGCUGGCCCAGCCGCAGCCUGGAGCAGCUGGAGGCCGAGCUGGAGGCGGUGCGGCAGGAGGCCCAGCGCGCCCAGCACCGCGAGGAGCACCUCAACGCCGAGUGCGAGCGGCUGCAAGCCGAGCUCAAGCACCUGCAGGAGAGCCGGGCGCAGGUAGGGCCAGCGGAGCAGUCGGAGCGGGACAUGGCCUGGGUGAAGAAGGUGGGCGACGACCAGGUGAACCUGGCGCUGGCCUACACGGAGCUGACGGAGGAGCUGUGCCGCCUGCGGAGCCUCAGCGCCCUGCAGAGCCAGAUCCUGCGCGCGCUGCUGCAGGACAAGAGCCUCAACGGCGGCCAGCGCCACUCGCCGCUGUCGCAGUGCCACUCGCCGGCCCAGCAGCGCCGCUCGCCCGCCCCGCAGUGCCCCUCGCCCGCGCCGCCCGCCCGCCCGCCCGCUCCCCCCUGCCAGUCGCCGGCGCUGCAGCGGCGCUCGCCGGCCCCCGCCGGCAGCCCCUCGCCGGCCCCGCAGCGCCGCUCGCCGGCCCCCGCCGCCAGCCAGUCGCCCGGGCAGCAGCGGCGCUCGCCGGCCCCGGCCGCGGUGCCGGUGCCGGUGCCAGUACCGGUGCCGGCCCCGGCCGCCGCAGCGCCGCACCGGCCGCCCGGCGAGAGGGGGUCGGCGGAGCUGGGCUACGCCAAGCCCUCGAGCCGCCACAUCAAAGCCAGCUUCCAAGGGCGCCGGAGCUACUCGGAGGUGAGCGCCGCGGCGCCGCAGCAGCACGGCCGCUCGCUCUGGCUGCAGCCCGAAGCCUCCACGCUGCCCAAGCCGCGGCCCUACGGCGAGCUCUACCUGGGCGGCCCCGGCGCCCCGGCGAGCCCCCGGCAGCAGCCCUUCGAGGAGCACGUGCGCUUCGAGAAGCAGUCGUCGGACGAGGACGAGUGGGCCGUGCCCAGCCCGCCCAGCCCCGAGGCCGGGGCCAUCCGCUGCGCCUCCUUCUGCGCCGGCUUCCCCAUCCCCGCCGCCGCCGCCGCCGCCGCGGCGCACCGGACGGCGGCCGCCUACGCCCGGGCCGAGCACGCGCAGUCCUGGCCCUCCAUCAACCUGCUGCUGGAGACGGCGGACUCGGACAUCCGGAGCUGCCCCCUGUGCCAGCUGGCCUUCCCCGCCGGCUACCCGGACGAUGCCUUGGUAAAGCACAUCGACUCGCACCUGGAGAACAGCAAGAUCUGAGGGCGCCGCGCGCCGCGGCCCCCGGCCGCCCCCGCCCCGGUUUGUGGAUGCUGCAUGAAACCGCGCGGAGCCGCACGGCUCCCUAAAUACCUCCGAGUCUGCAGUAGCUACGAAAAGACUGAAGGAGCCCCCGGCCCCCCCGCCCCCGCCUCUCGCGUGUAAGUGGGUUUCCCCGCUCCCGCCUCUCCCCUGCCGG